CUAUAAUUGAAAAGGUCGUCAUGGUUUUUGAUUUUUUAAACAUGGCUGCAUGCAACUAUCUAAUUUUCUAUACGAUGUUAAUCCUUGGUAUGUCGAUUACCUUAUACUGCGCUCCACUUCGUCGCAUUAUGAUCGAGUUACGGGCCGACAUUAAGAAAUCUCAUUUUGCCCGAGACGACGUGAGACUAGUCAGUAAUCUGCAGCUUGAAUAUGUUGGCAUGAAAUAGACAAAUAUGACUGUUAUGGAAACCCUUGGACCUCUCACGCUCUACGUUCACUUCACGUGGGGACAGUUUUGUCUAUUUUGUAAUUUCCAAGCGAUAAGGAAUUGGAAUUCGAUGACACAUUUUACGAAGGGCAUGCUGCUCACGUGGUCAACCACGGGUCAGAUAAUCUGGGGCUUAACGCUCGAGAUGGCCGGAAGGAUAGCGUUGGAAGCAACGAAAGUUACCAAGUCAUGGAAACAGAUAAAAAUCAAGGAUAAAUUAGAGGGCAAAAUAUUUACGAAAUUCAGAAAAUCAUGUCGUCCCGUCGUAUUCGGACAGGAAGGCGUGUUUACAAUCAAGCGAAUGACGGUCCUUAAAUUCUUUCGAGCAAUUGUGAAAGGAACGUUCAGAGCGUUAUUGACGAUUGGAGAGUGACUAAAAAGUAUAGCAAUUUAUAUGCAAACAUGCAUGAUUUUAAGCAGAGAUGAUGAAUGUAUGUACAUAAGUAUCUACGGUGAUAUAAA
This is a messenger RNA of Folsomia candida, 730 nucleotides long. RefSeq lists its product as uncharacterized. The transcript is spliced from 3 exons. The record is from RefSeq and is a predicted model, not a curated record. NCBI's taxonomy places the organism in Eukaryota, Metazoa, Arthropoda, Collembola, Entomobryomorpha, Isotomidae. The coding region runs from base 234 to 641 and encodes 135 amino acids.